Messenger RNA from Megalopta genalis, 1178 nucleotides. RefSeq lists its product as uncharacterized. NCBI's taxonomy places the organism in Eukaryota, Metazoa, Arthropoda, Insecta, Hymenoptera, Halictidae. The record is from RefSeq and is a predicted model, not a curated record.
UCGGUGUAACUAUGCUGCGAGUUGACGGAUGACACGUUAAUUUCGCCGAGGAACUGCAAGUUCUACCGACCGGGUUCCUCGACAGACAAGAGGCUGCGAGUUUGCCGACAGCUGCGAGAUCCUUUGUGCUCCAAGGAACGAGCCGUAACUGGUUUCUUGAUUUCGACUGGGUCAUCUUUCGGCUAAAGAGAUGAUCGCGAAGUGGACAGCGUUUCUAUUGUUCUGCCUCGGAGUGGACAGGAUUCGGGGGUAUGCAACCGAACAACUUCGUGAGAAGAGGCAACUGUUGUAUCCUCCACCACUUGUAUACCCUUUCGGCGGCAAUUACAAGCUACUUAUCGGAAUCGCGAUACCGGUGCAGCUGUCCGGUAGAACCUUGGUUUACGGCCAAAAUAUACAAUUCCAGUACAGUCUGCCGGACAACGCUACCUUCUUCACCAAUUUCUUCGAGGGCUCGUCGCGACGACGCAGAAAUGUCGAUUGGAACGAGAGAACAGCUGUCUAUGAUAUUCUCGAGAGCGAACUAGACAGGAGGAACAUCGACGGGAAGAGUUGCCUCAAAAAGAACAUUUGCGAAGCAGCAGCAACGCCGCUGGAAGACGAAGGCCUAAUCGGAGAACUAUUACAUUUACUGUUUAGCCCAGAUCAUGGGAGCGAAUCGAACAUGGAUCAAGAGUACUUGGAUGCUGCUGCAGCUGGUAGGAGACAUGAAGACUGUUCUAUGAUCUAUCCCUCAUGUCCUGACGGACUUGGAAUUUUGGAUCGAAUCUCCACUUUUUAUUAAAGGAUCGUUUCAACAUGACAGUAGAUCACGACCUUUGCCAGUGUAGCAUUAAACGUUCUAACUUUUUCAGUUUAGAAGUAAUUCCUAUCCAGGCUUCAACUGAAAUAACAAUCUCGCAGUUUGUUAUUGCAUAUGUAUUCAUUGUUUUUAAGAAAUGAAGUAUAUUAACUAGUAAUUAUUACGUUGUCAUAGUGUCAGAAUAACGAUGGUCGUGGGCUUUUACUGUCAAAUGUAAACGUAUUUUGACGGUUUAAAAGCCCCGAUGAUAUUCAAUGAUGUACUUGUCAUUUUAUAAUACUCAAUCCAUCAUUACAAUAUUCAGAAGUUAUUAACAUUCAAUGUAGAAUAUACAUGAUUCAAAUUUAAUAACAAAUUAUUAUUAUUAUUAUUCAUU